Molecule: messenger RNA, 693 nt
Organism: Hibiscus syriacus
Lineage: Eukaryota; Viridiplantae; Streptophyta; Magnoliopsida; Malvales; Malvaceae
Product: NDR1/HIN1-like protein 6
Exons: 1
Coding region: 1-693 (230 amino acids)
Cellular component (GO): plasma membrane
Source: RefSeq, a predicted model, not a curated record
AUGGGCAGCCAGUAUCCACCAAAUUAUAUGUAUCAAUAUCCGCCGCAGCCUUACUACGGUCAACCGCCCCCAGCGGUUUACUAUCAACCUCACCCCAACCCUAAAGCCAAGCCUCCGGGAACCAGCGGUUGCCUACGUUGUAUAUGCUGCUGCUAUAACUGUCUUGUGUGUUUGAUUCUCGCCUCUUUCGCAAUAUCCAUAUUCAUUCUCGUAUAUUACGAACCCGAAAUACCUGUCUACGAACUCAAGGAUUUCCAAGUGAAGAAAUUUGAUAUCAAGGGCAAUAUCCUCGAAACCGACAUUGCCGUUUCGAUCCAUGCGACCAACACCAACAGCAAAAUCGAGCUGAGGUACGCCAAGGACAACUCCAUCGAUGUCGAGUACUGGGAGACGAAGAUCUGUUCGGGUUCGUUCCCGUCUUUCUUGCAACCGACGAAGAACACUACGAUGGUGCACGCGUCGUUGGAAGGGAAGACAGAGGUGAGCCAAGGUUUCCAGGACUCAAUCGACAGAGACCAGAUGGAGGGGAGGAUCCCAUUAGAUAUAGAGAUAGAAGUGUCCAUAAUAUUUGUGAUUGAAGGAAUUAAUUGGAUUAAGAUGGAGACGAAGAUGAAGUGCAUCUUAGUCGUUGACAGUUUGAAGUCAGAUAAAAAAACCAAGAUUUUUUAUAAGAAAUGUGGGAUUAAGCUUUAG